UCACUUCUGGCAGUACCGGCUCAGAGCUCAUGGGAGGAGGGUGUGCGCCGCGUAGCUCUGUGGCUUUUUGAAUGAGAACCAGAACUAAUCUAAUCCAUUGACCCAAGAACACCAUGAACCUUUUAACUUAUUGGUGACGCGCGUGUGAUAAUAGCGAAGUGUGUAUGUGUGCGUCCGUUGAGGAGGAGUCCCAGUUUCCCGGUAUAAUGACAACGGUGGGCCGGCUCUGGAGGCAGUACGUCCCCGCCAGGGUGAGCGAGCUGCUGGCGGUGGUGAGCCUCACGUCCACCUGUAUGCUCUUCCUCCACACCAGCAACCUGCAAAGUCAGCUGGCCGUCUACACCAACCAGCUGGACGCUCCCUCGUCAGGCUUCCCACAAGGGCACUCCGAGGCGUACACCAGCGGAGUCUCAGAGGGACACAGCAUCCGGGAGAGAGGGAAGGACGGGGGACACAGAUCCUCCAGCCGGUACAAGCAGUAUGACCUUGAAAAGUUCAGACAACUUGACCCCAUGAGCCUCAACAACACCGUCCACCACAACAAGAUGACGCUGAUGUUCAACAGGGUACCCAAGGUGGGGAGUCAGAGCACCAUGGAGCUCCUACGAACCCUCUCCUACAAGAACGGCUUCACCUUCCACAAGGAUCGCCCGCAGAAAGUCGAGAAUAUCAAGUUGACGCCCAGAGAACAGAAACGGCUGGUUCAACUCGUGGACGUUUUCAGGCCGCCUUCAGUCUACGUCAAACACGUCUGCUACAUCAACUUUACCACGUUCAAAUUAACCCAGCCCAUCUACGUCAACAUGGUGAGGGACCCGGUGGAGCGUGUCAUCUCGUGGUAUUACUACGUGCGCGCGCCCUGGUACUUCGUGGAGCGCAAGCAGGCCUUCCCCGAGCUGCCGCUGCCCUCCCCCGCCUGGCUCAGAAAGGACUAUGAAACGUGUGUGCGGACUGGGGACCGGGAGUGCCAGUACAAUGAAGGGGGCGAACGGCCAGACUUCGCCCAGCUUACUGAGUUCUUCUGUGGCCAAGACCCACAGUGCACGGGCUUCAACACCCAGUACGCACUGCAGAAGGCCAAGGAGAAUGUGGAGAGGAACUAUGCCGUGGUGGGGGUGCUGGAGAACAUCAACAUGACCCUCACUGUCCUGGAACACUAUGUACCAAAGUUCUUCAAAGGGGCAAAAGAGGUGUACUGGAAUGAAGUUCAGAAGUUCUCCAAGGUGAACCGGAACAUUUACAAGCCACAGGUUGCAGAGAAGGUGAAGGAUAUAGUGAGGAAAAACUUCACCAGGGAGAUGGAGUUUUAUGAGUUCUGCAGAAGACGCCUGUACAUGCAGUCGCAGCACUCAAGCUUCCAGAGCAGGAGUGGAGUGAGCCUGUCCAGGGCUGGCCAGGAGUGUCUCCAGUGA
Molecule: messenger RNA, 1412 nt
Organism: Eriocheir sinensis (Chinese mitten crab)
Lineage: Eukaryota; Metazoa; Arthropoda; Malacostraca; Decapoda; Varunidae
Product: heparan sulfate 2-O-sulfotransferase pipe-like
Exons: 9
Coding region: 165-1412 (415 amino acids)
Cellular component (GO): membrane
Molecular function (GO): sulfotransferase activity
Source: RefSeq, a predicted model, not a curated record